GGCAGUCGAACCUCGAGCGUCGCAGUGCUUGGUCGUGUCUUGUCUCUCUGCCGAUUUCUGUUUUUCUGUUUUUUCAAAAAAUUUAAUUCCCACCAGUGUUUUACUAUAGAGAUUAAAAAAUUCGAAAUUUGUUUUUCCUUCAUUGUUUUUUCGAAACAAUAGAAAAUUAGAAACUCUUUUGUGUGAUCACUUCCGUUUGUCGAUUUGCAUAAAGAUCACGUGGUGCAAGUGGAGAUUAAGUGCGAAGAAGCUUUUAGCCGAGAAAACGUUUUUUGGAUUCUACUGAUUUCUGCAAGUGGGAAGAAGAAACUUUUUCCUUUUCAACAUGGUGUCCUAUCUCACGGUUGUUGCUUUCUCAGUUUUGUUGGCGGCGAUGGUGCUGGGCGCGCCGUCCGAGUCUUUGCUGUCGGACGAUCACGACGACUUUGAGGCGGCCGACGUCGGCGGUGACGACUACGACGAGGAGGAGGAGAUGAACUCGUCGUACAAGAAACCCAAUUUCACGUCGAUGGCCCAGCACUUCCGCGUCCGCAUGGGCGACAACGUCCGGCUGCCGUGCGAAGUCGACGAACUCGGCCCUGGCUACACUCUGCUGUGGAAGCGCGAGGAAGGCGACAUCCUGACGGCCGGCUCGGUUCUCAUCGUCAAGGAUACUCGCAUUUCGCACGAGGGCAAUUCCCUCAUCAUCCGCAACAUCUCGCUCGUCGAUCAGGGAUCCUAUAUCUGUCAGAUUUCCACACAAGAUCAAAGGGAACUCAGACAUGUCAUCGACAUUCUCGUGCCACCUAGUGUGAAACCUGUUCCGUCCACUGGACUCGCCGUCGUCAAAAAAGGAGAACCGGUGACUUUGUCUUGUGAAGUCGCUGGUAAUCCACUUCCGGUCGUCACCUGGACCCGAGAGGGAGCCAAGAAGUUCCCUGAUGGACAGAAAACCAUGCUGGGCCAUAUGAUUACAUUCGUCAAGACCGACCGACACCAUUCUGGCGUUUACACGUGCACGGCAGAGAAUUCAGAGGGCAGCCCGGCCAAGGGCGUCAUCAAUCUCGAAGUCACCUAUGAGCCGGAAAUCGAAGUGGAGUUGAACCUGGUAACCAUCGCCGAGGGAUACAACACGGAAUUGACGUGCACCGUUCACGGCGAGCCCAAGCCUAACGUCUUCUGGUCCAAAAACGGGGAACGACUCGACUCGGCCACGGGACCCAACACGCCCCACCAUCGCUACGUCCAGACGUCGACUGGCUCACGCCACGUCCUAUCGAUCGACAACGUCCAGAGUCACGAUUUCGCCAAUUACACCUGCCACGGCGAGAACCGAUUCGGCCGCGACCACAAAACCAUCGAAAUGACGGGUGUUGCCAGCACGGCGACGCUCAAGCGCAACAAACCGCUGACCAACGGCGUCGAGCUCGAGUGGGUCACAGUCAGUCACACUCCGUUGAUGGAGUACCGCUUGCGCUACCGACGCCCUUCGGCCUCUCACUGGGAAGAGCUUUUGCUCAAGGCUAACGAGCAGGAUUCUGAGCAAGGAGGCAUGCUCUUCAAUCACGUUCAUCAACUUCACGGGCUGGCGUCUGCGACGGAACACGAAUUGACCAUCGAGUCCAAGAACAAGUUCGGCUGGUCGAGACCACUCCACGUCGAGUUCACCACUUUGCCCGAAGGAGCAAGUGAAUCUUCAGUGACAGAAGCCGCCGUACACGAAGCCGGCCGAGUGACUGGCAGCGCUGCCCAUCAAACAAGCUGGUCUGCUGUUUCUGCCACCAUCGUUCUGACAUUGGCUGCCAUUCUUUGUUAGACAAGAAGACAAAAAAACAACCGAGAUAGGCGAAGGGAAAAAGAAUAAAAAGAUAAAUUGCGACCACCCAUGGACGUCAAAAAAAGAGCUCUCACCAUUCUUCGUCAGCAAAGUCCGAAAUUGGCCGCCGUUGUUAUUUUGAGAGAAAAUCUACGACUUUGGUCUUAUAAUAUACAUAGCCUUUUUUUUCUUAUUUUAUUUUCUAUUUCGACGGCACUUUGGCCGACGACUAUAAUACCAUCCGAGCAAGGCACCGUGUAAAGAGAAAGAAACAACAACAAAAACCUUCCCCCCCCCCCCCCCCCCCAUUUUUUUUCUUGUGCGGCUUUUCAGCUGAAAGAUGCAAAUCAAGUGCCGACUAUUUUAUUCCCCCCUUUAAAAUUGUUUUUAGUUUUUGACUUGUAAUGUAAGCUAAUGCUCUGGUAGCCGUUUAUUAUAAAAACAUAACCAUUCAUUUGUUUUUUUUCAUUAUUAUUAUUACAAAAAUUACUUCCUCCUUGUAGAUGCUCCUCCCUGCCAUGAGAAUUAUUUGAUGGGAGACGCCACAUAUGUGCCCAAUCUAGAUCACACAUACACACACCUCUCUUUUUACGCUGCUUAGUUUAAAUAUAUAUUUUUUUCUUUUUUUUAAACAAAUAUAAUACUGUAUUUGACUAUGUGACUUUCACCUAUCGCGAAGCCUUUUCGACGGAGACAAGUUUUUGUUUGUCAUUUUUUUUUCUAUAAAUGUGAAGUGUCUGUGUGUGCUACAAUCUUUUUUUUUGAUUUUGAUUUCUUUCUUAAUUUGUCUCGCUUCGAUGGGGAAUAAGAUACGACGACGGACCUGUUUCGCAAUUGGGAUGCAAACAAGAAAUGAAAGACAAACGCGUCCACCGUGUUAAUUAUAAUGCAGCGACUUAUAUAUUUCUUUGGUUUAUUUGUUUAAACUAAACUACUUUAUUUUUUUUUUCUUUCCUAACGACUUGCAAGUUUGCUCUAGCCUCGCCCCACUUUCUUCAUUUGAACAGUUUUUUCGUAUAUAUUUUUCCGGUUGUUUUUCCCCCCUACCAUUUUUGAUUCGUCCAUUGAUUUCCUUUUCAUUUGUUUUCUCCUCCUUGGAAUUGAAAGGGGAGAGAAGCUAGUUGUUGAAUUGCAAACAAAAAAAGAAGAAGAAGAAGAAGAAAGUGAAAGAAUGAGAUACAAAAUACAAGAUAUUCGUCGCCACCAACAAAA
Molecule: messenger RNA, 3007 nt
Organism: Daphnia pulex (common water flea)
Lineage: Eukaryota; Metazoa; Arthropoda; Branchiopoda; Diplostraca; Daphniidae
Product: protein amalgam-like
Exons: 9
Coding region: 326-1795 (489 amino acids)
Cellular component (GO): neuron projection
Molecular function (GO): protein binding
Source: RefSeq, a predicted model, not a curated record